ACCAAUAAAUAAUUUUUAUUUUUGGUAUUAUAUAUACAUAAUAUUAAGAGCUUCAUAAGUAAAUACGAAGAAGAUUCUUCUAAAGUAAAAGAUCAGGCAGGAUACGUUGAACAAUGCGUUGACGAUUACAAUAAAUUAGUCAUCGAAAUUAUCUGUAAUUGAGGAGAGGCUAACUGUAAGUCAAAAAUGACAACAAGAAUGAAUAUGUCACUUAGAUAAAUUUGCCUUAAUAAAUCACUAGUUGCCAAAUUUAGCAAAUAAAUUGCAACUAACCAACUAAUUCAUCAUACAAUCUCAACCCUUUAACAGUAUCGCAUCCUCUCCCUCUUCUUCAUAUAUACUAUCUUCCAUUCAUCACCCUCUCAAUUAAUUGGCUCUCUUCUCUCCUAUUGUCUCCUUUUUUCUCAAGAAUAUACUCCCGCCACCCACGCGCCGCCGUAUGAUCUGUUUCGUGGCAGCGGUUAAAUUAUCUUUUUGUUAUUUGUAUUGAUAUGGGUUGCGGUGGUUCAAGGCUAGGAGGUGCAGCGGCGGCUAGAGCGGAUGAGGGCGGCCUUGUCCCACUUCCGGCGGGAAUACGUCCGCUUCUCCGGCGGAGAUUAGAGGAGAUGAAGAAACGGAGCCAUGCAAACGUUUUUAAAGGGAACGAUACGCUAUCCAAGACGGAGCUUCUAAGGCACAACUCAUCCGAGGACGGAGACGAGAAGGAGGAGAACGUCGACAGCUUGAAGUUAUCGGCUAAGGUGGCUCCUACGCCUGAUCAUCACGUGGAAGAGAAGAAAGAGGUUAUUUACGAGAAGAUUUCGUCCAUAGAUGAGAUUAAAGAGGAGAAAGAGGUUGUUAAGAAACAAGAUGAGAAAAAUGAUGAUGCCAUCAACGUUAAUAAAGAAGGAAAUAAUGGUACAAAUCAUGAUGGGGUCCUCAUUGCUAAGAAGGAAGGAGAUGAUGGUGUUGCUCAUGAUGAUUGUAUAAAUCUUGAUGAGGUCAUCAUUGCUAAGAAGGAAGGAAAAAAGGGUGUUGAUCAUGAUGAAGGGAGGAUGAGCAAUUUAGAUGAGAGGAUGAUAUGUCCUGGAUCUCCAAGCUUUAGGGUUUAUUGCAUCGAUGUUGCUUCUGAUGAUGACGAAGAAGAAAAAGAAGGUGAAGUCCCGAGAAAGUCGAUGGAAACCGAAAGCGUCAUCAUAGAACCAAAAGAGGAAGAAAGCAUCGUGAAAAAGGAGAAAAGAGAAAGAAAAGGAAAUAUAUUCGGAAUAGCAUUGCCAAGGAAGUAUUUAGCUAAUGUGACUGCACAGUGCUAUGCAAAUGCAGGAUGCAUGGGCAAUAACACUCACACUCGUCGUGUGCAAGAGAAAUCGAGCCAGUGAAUAAUAUGUUUGCCAUCUUUGAAUUGAUUUGUUGAGGGAAGAAUAAUGUGUGGUGUUCGUACGAGGCCAAUGGAUAUUUAAAAACCACCCCAACAUGGAAAACACUAAUACCCUUUUAAUUAGACCUUUAUUUGUUUCGAGAGACGCUUGUUUAAGAAUUUGUACACCUCUUCGUCUCUUUGUUUUCUCUCAGGAUAAGUUAGUGUUUAACGAAUUUUACCUUUUUACUUUCACGUGGAUAAAUGUAAGUAAUUGAACGUGUGCAAUGAGAAAAUGUUGUCUAUCUGUAUUUUUAUUUUUGUUUAAGUUUCGGCAGAAGAUAUGAAAAUUGGAACUCGACUAUGAUCUGGUUACUCUUGCGGUUCAUCUCUUUCGUCCAGUUGAUGAUGCCCUGACGGCAAGCAUUGAGCUUAGCAAUAACCGAUCUUAGCGGAUCCUGGUUCCACGUUUCCUCCACUAGGUCUAUAACUUCCGCAUUCUCUGUUAGGGUUCUAUUGAACCGGAAGAUACCUUGCUUUCUGGAUCGCGAUUUAUUGGAGUAUGUGAGCAGGGGUCUGUGAUCACUGCCUUCAAAACGCAAGUAACUGCUUCGCCCCAUAGGGAAGGCUUCUGACCAACUGCAGUUCGCCAUGGAUCUAUCCAGACGUUAUCUAAUAAAAUGACAGUAUCAUCUACCUCGCCACGAGAGAUGAUUGCCGGAGUGCUUAAGAUCCCAAAGGCCGUUUUGUGAAACAAAGGAGCGAAAGGCUGUGAAUGACCCUUCCCAUCGUACUGGUCCUCCCACCUUCUCCUUGUUGUUUAGAAUAUCGUUGAAGUCACCCGUUAAUAGCCAUGGUACAUCACUUCCUCUGCCAAUCUGAGAUACAGUAUCCCAAAAAUAUGAUCUAUUUCCAACCUCAGGAGCUCCAUAAAUGAAGGAAACAUAAGAAGAGGUUCCUUUGAAUUUAAUUUCAGCAUCAAUAAUGUUUGGAGAAGAUUUUAGUACAUCCAAGGUCACUGCAUCUCUCCAAAACAAAGAUAAACCACCACUAAGGCCUAACGGUGGAACAAAGAAGUAACCAGAAAAA
Molecule: messenger RNA, 2425 nt
Organism: Brassica napus (rape)
Lineage: Eukaryota; Viridiplantae; Streptophyta; Magnoliopsida; Brassicales; Brassicaceae
Exons: 3
Coding region: 492-1358 (288 amino acids)
Source: RefSeq, a predicted model, not a curated record